CGAGUGCCACCUUCACUCUGCAACUCUCCACCCAAGAGAAAGAACAGAAUAACCACGUCAUUAGGUCCCGCUUUAAAUCCCCCCCCCCGCCAUGUUCGGACGUACGUCCACGCUCUCAAGCCACAGCUCCAUGGAGUCAUCCUCCAGCAGCUCCACGUCGCUGUCUUCGUGCUACGCGGCCUACGAGACUGGCAAAAGCUUCGCCAACGUCGACAACUCGCUCGUACCGUCCUUUGCAGCCAUGAACCCGUUGGCACACGCUGGGAAGAGCUCAGACGGACAGCGCUGGCAGCCUGUGCCCGGUCUCUACCACUGCAAGGAGUCGCUGUACUUCCGCUCAGCCGUGGGGCAGCUCCUGCAACAGGCGCACACCGAGAUUUCCCCCACAGACCUGGAGGUGCGCGCUAAUACGCCCGAGUUCCGCGUCGAGGACGGCGACUGGGUGGCCCACAAGAACCAGAGCAAGUUCGCAUUGGAUACGCCGCAGUUCCUCAACUGUGUGGCUCGGAUCCCGGCAGCGCUCAUCAUUUCCCAGCACCAUGUGUCCCAUGCGGUCCCCAGCAAUGUUGUGGGUGGAAUCUUGAGGAAACGAGGCGAGGGAAUUAAAGCAUUUAAAAAGAGAUAUAUGGAACUGGACGGCAGUGUGCUGGCAUACUACAAGAAGAAGCCGGAGAAGCACGGGAUUCCUCUCAGUCGAGACGAGAAGAAAGCCUAUGAAAGAGGAUGUAUCGAUCUAGACAGGGUUUCGUCCCUGCAGCCCAUGGACAACAAGUCGGAGCCUUAUGGCUUUCUACUCGUCACAACAGCUCGAACGUGGGUUCUGGCUGCAGACUCGGAGACUGAAUACCAUCGAUGGAUCAAGGCAUUGUGUGGGGUGGUCAAGUUCAACGCUAUUCAUGUUAUCUAUAAGAGGCAAUUCCAGUUGAGAGAGGUGAACGCCCAAGCUAUUACAGAUGUGAGGAUGGCGGUGACUACCAGUGAUACAGUGGGGGAGAUCGUGGAACACAUUUUCAACUGCUACAAGCAGGCGCUGGAUGCGGCGCCGCUGAAACCAUACGAUCCCACCGAGUAUUUAUUGAAAAUCACAGGAUUUCGAGACUACAUGAUCGAUCGCUACAGGAUUUUGAACGAGUACGUUCAUGUGCGAGAGUGUUUGCUGACGAAGAAGACGAUCAGACUCACAGUGGUGCACAAGUCGAUUAUUCGAGAGACGGCGAUGCUGAAUCUUAAUAUUCGCAACAACCUUCAGCUGGCAGGCGACCCAAGAAUGAACAAAAGCUCGAACCAACUUGAGGAAGCCAUGGAGACAGAGAGAUCUGCGUCGCUACAGAUGACAACGUUAGGAGAGAUUGAGUGGGACCAGUCUCAACCGUGCCGAAAGGGUCCCAUUCCUAGCGUGACAGUCCAAGCGCCUUUUGCGAUCCGGAUUCAUCGAGUGCUCAAUAUUCCGCGUACCACAUGUGUGCUGAAGAGAACCAGUGAAGCCGCCAACGUCAGUCGUGUUGAGCUGGCCAGCGCUAGUGUGAUAGUUCGCAUCGCACUUUAUGACGGAGGCCAGUUGCUCGAAAAUGCCGUCGUGGACACAACCGAUGUACGUCUGAAAGCACAACGGAAUGAUCUGCUGUUUGUCGAGUGGAGCAACCCUGUGUGGCACAAAUUCAACCUUGAUAUUUGCGAUGUGACGCGUACUAUGCGUGUGGAGUUGACUGUGAUUGGCAUCAAGAAGAUCAUUGGCGGUCCUAGAUCAAACGGACAAGAAGAAAAAAUGCUGGUGACUGGAAUUAAUGCGUUCGAGGUUGACGGAGUGCUGGUGCAAGGCUCAAGCUACGUUCGAAUGCUGAAUAACUUGCACUCUUGCGUCCAAGGACCUAUCCCGCAUGUUGCAUUGCCGAACGAGCCGUUGAUCCACGUUGAGUUCUGCAAGUUUGAUGCUCCUAUCGUAUUCGAUUGGAGUGAGAACAAUGUGGUUGCAGCAAGUGUACGUCCGCACCGAGGAAGUAUCGUCCAAAGUAGUCGGUCCAACAUGCUGCACAAGGAAGGAUGGCUGCGUAAGGUGGGGAACUACAAAACGUUAACCCGUUGGCGACGCCGUUGGUUCAUUCUGGACCAGGGCUCGUGCACGUUGAGCUACGCCGACGAUGAGACUGCAUCACGGAAACAGAUUUCGCUGAAAAACUGCUCAGUCAGCACGGCCGAUGACAUGAACCAGACAUUUACUACAGCGCCCGUUAACAGCGGGACACGACGAGUGCGUCAAACGUGGUGCUUUAAGGUGCGACCAAUGGGUUCGUCAAGAGAUUAUAUAAUGUCGGCGGAUACAAAACAGUCUCGUGAGGCCUGGAUGCUUGCAAUUCAAGCGGUAGCGAAUAACGGGACUGUGUUCAGCGAAACGAUCACUCUUAGCGAGACCAACAACGGCGACGUGUUGCUCUUUGAAGAAAGCCCGCGCGCCAGCAAUGCCAGUGAAAUGUUAUCCAGACUAAGUGUAUCGUCCAAGCAGCGUCGUGAGUCUGGAUCAUACAGUAGCGACAGCUCCAAUCAGCGUGACUCGUGUGUACGAGAUCUGCGCAAACUCAUUCUACUGGACCCACUGUAUAGCUUCAGUCCGUACCAGAAGGAUCAGCUAUGGACAUACCGAGAGGAGCUGAUCGACAUGUUCCCAGCACUGCCUCGUGUGUUGACGUGUGUUCACUGGGAUGACCCCGUGGAGACUGAAGAAGCAUUGUCGUUGUUGCCGCGCUGGGCUGAGCCGGACCAUCAAGCGGCGUAUAUUGAGCUGCUUAGUGGUGAAUUCGCUCAUGAAGGCGUGCGCACCUUUGCAGUACAUAAGCUCGGUCUGAUGGCUGAUACGACAUUCAGCUACUUCUUGCCGCAGCUAGUGCAAGCCAUUAAGUAUGAGAACCAUCAUGCUUCACCGCUGGUUAUGAUGCUAAUCGCGAGAGCUAUCAAGAACCCGAACCAGAUUGGUUUCGAUCUGUUCUGGAGCAUGAAAGUGGAAGCGCACAACGACCAGUAUCGUGAGCGAUACGGCACCAUCUUGAAUGCUUAUCUGGACGUGUGUAGCUCGAAGAUGCGUGCUAUUCUGAAGCUACAGGACAAGCUGUUCUCGGAAGGUGGAAUGCUGGAGCGUAUUUGCCAGAGUGUGAAGGCGAAGAAGAAGGACGGCGCUGCUGAAAUGAAGCGUGCGAUGCAGCAAGGAUUGGAGGCGUUGAAUGAACUUCUCCCUGGUUCGUUCCAAUUGCCGCUUGACCCUCGUAUUGAAGUGGGCAAGAUUAUCGUGAGCAAAUGUCGUGUGAUGGACUCGGCAAAGAAGCCAUUGUGGCUGGUGUUUGAGAAUGCCGAGGAGGGCGGUGAUCCGGUCACGGUGAUGUUCAAGGCUGGUGACGAUGUGCGGCAAGAUUGCUUGACGCUGCAGUUGAUCCGUCUGAUGGAUGAAAUGUGGCGAGAAGAGGGUCUGGACUUGGCCAUGGAACCUUAUAAAUGUGUGGCAACUUCCCCCAUGACGGGCAUUCUUCAGAUUGUGCCGAACUCGGUUACAACUGCUGAUGUGCACAAGCGCGGCGGUAUCAUGGGCUCUUUUAAGGAUCCGAUUUUUGCAGACUGGAUCCACGCGAAUAACCCGGAUGCAAAGAGCCACAAGCGAGCCAUAAACCUGUUUACACGCUCCUGUGCAGGUUAUUGCGUUGCCACUUACGUCCUCGGAAUUGGAGAUCGUCAUAACGACAACAUUAUGAUUUCAUCAGCAGGUCGAUAUUUCCACAUCGACUUUGGCCACUUUCUGGGACAUCUCAAGUACAGCGUACGUUUGAUUCUACCGCUUGUUGUUUGCUUCAAGAUUACAUUUAACUUUUUCUUUUUUUGCAGAUGGGAUUGGCGCGAGAGCGCUCCCCGUUCGUAUUCACGAAAGAAAUGGCCUAUGUCAUGGGCGGAACUGAAGGGAAGAACUUCCGUACGUUUAUAGAUAUCGCCAGCAUCGCCUAUAACGUUCUGCGGCGACACAUGCACCUGUUAGUAUCACUGCUGCUCCUCAUGGUACCUGCUGAUAUGCCUGAGCUUACGGGUCGUGAUGACAUCAACUACAUCGUGCAAACUCUGAGACCCGAGCUGUCGGAGGAGCAGGCAUGUGAGUCACUCAAGAAAACUGUCACUGAUUGCCUGAGUAGUUGGUCCAGGCGGUUUGACAACACCAUUCACAACCUCGUUCACUGAUUUAGAUAGUUACAGUAGCACAGGGGAAAUUCGUAGGCCUACCUACGUUCAGAAAAUUUAAGAAAUAUGAAAGUAAUAAAUGUACACGAUUGUUGCAGUGGUU
Phytophthora nicotianae INRA-310 is the source of this 4312-nucleotide messenger RNA. RefSeq lists its product as hypothetical. Lineage: Eukaryota; Oomycota; Peronosporomycetes; Peronosporales; Peronosporaceae. Gene Ontology annotation, cellular component: phosphatidylinositol 3-kinase complex; plasma membrane; cytoplasm. The record is from RefSeq and is a predicted model, not a curated record. The coding region runs from base 92 to 3961 and encodes 1289 amino acids. The transcript is spliced from 2 exons. Gene Ontology annotation, biological process: cell migration; phosphatidylinositol 3-kinase/protein kinase B signal transduction; phosphatidylinositol-3-phosphate biosynthetic process. Gene Ontology annotation, molecular function: 1-phosphatidylinositol-4-phosphate 3-kinase activity; 1-phosphatidylinositol-3-kinase activity.